AUGCCGCCGGGUCUGCAAGGGGCCGAGACAAAUCCGCCCCCGAAGGCGGAGGAAAAGCUGAAAACCGUCGGGGAUGAAUGGAGUGUUCGAGCGGGGCAGGCGCGGGAGCCCGCUCGGCAGGCCCGGCCCUGCUGCGCGGCCGCCCCGCUCCGUGGGCCCGGGGCGCUCCCGGGGAGCCAGGCGCCGCCCGGGGCAGGGCCCGCCGGCGACCCCCGCGCCCCUGGGGCUGCGGCCGCGGGGCCGGAGCGCACGGGACGCCGAGACCGGGCCCGGCCGGGAGGAGGCCGCACGGCGCCGCCCGAACGCGCGCCGCCCCGCAGCUCUGCCCAGCCCCCGCGGCCCGCCCUCAGCGAGUCCCUCUCGCCGCCCGCGCGGCCCCGCCGGGAGGCCGGGGGGACGCGGGGGCCAGCGCCCGGGGAGCAGUACCUGCAGGGCCGCGGCCAGUCGGCUGCGCCUCCAGCUCCCGCCGCCGCUAGCGCUUCUUCCCGCGCGCCGCAGGCCCCGCCUCCGCGUGGGCGGGACUUCCGCGGGACCCGCCUCUUUGUGGGAGGGGCUGUCCGCUCGCCCCGCCCUCCUGUGGGCGGGGUCACUCGGCGCUCCGCCCCUACCCCGGGCUGCGGGUGCUCGGAAUCCCCGCCGACUCCCGCCAAUGCAGUGCUCUUUCACAGCGAGUGUCUGUGA
Molecule: messenger RNA, 681 nt
Organism: Nyctereutes procyonoides (raccoon dog)
Lineage: Eukaryota; Metazoa; Chordata; Mammalia; Carnivora; Canidae
Product: proline-rich proteoglycan 2-like
Exons: 3
Coding region: 1-681 (226 amino acids)
Source: RefSeq, a predicted model, not a curated record